Adineta ricciae is the source of this 4914-nucleotide messenger RNA. The record is from the annotation of a GenBank genome assembly. Lineage: Eukaryota; Metazoa; Rotifera; Eurotatoria; Adinetida; Adinetidae.
AUGUUUCCGAAUGCAGGAGAAACUGAACCAACUCGUACUCCCCUUCCAAUCGCAGCUCCUGUUUCCAACUGGAGCGUGGCUCUAUACCGAAAAGCUGAGCCUAUUGUACCAUUAAAUCCUACAGAUAUCUCACAAGGACCUGCUCCUCAACAAGUUUACGGUUCAUUCUAUGUUCAACUUCAGCAACAAGCUUGUGCUACUUCGCCAAGUCGAUCAGAUGUUCUCUAUUUUCGAUAUCGGCCGCAGCAACAAAGGAAUAAUGCCGAUUCUUACGUACUACCGUUUACUAUCACUCAAUUAUCUGAUAUGAAACUGUCAGCGGAGAGUGCGCCACUAACGUCAACCACAACAGCUUCUACAAGAGCUAAUAAUCUUGAGCAACAGUCGAGUGCGAACGACGCGUCAGAGAAUCCACCAACGCUGCUUCUUCGUGCAAAAGCUUUUCUUGGUGUACUGGUAUUGAACAGUUCAGCGAACAGUGUUACUGCAAAUACUGCUGGAAUCACUCGACCUUUCUUGAUCUUCGCUACCGAAGAAGUAUUUAUUGGACAAUUAUUCGACGCAUAUAUUUUUCGUAUUUCACAAAUAGCUACCAUUUCUUUAAGAGAUAAUCCUGAAGAUGAAGUAUUUGUUUCGGGCAUCAAGAAACUUUUUCAAGGACGUUGUUUUUACUAUGCGGUUUAUAGCAAACCACAGUUGGACACCGCGAAAUCAUUUUUUAAAAAACCAUAUGAUAUCACAUUAUGCGCUCAGCGGAUGGUUCAAGGACAUGAUUCCGAUAUUCGAUUUUUCUGGAAUCGCGGUUUGUGCUUACCAUUGCUUAAGUUUAAUAUCGAUAUUCGCUAUUGGAUACCGAAAAUUAUGUGCGGAGGUAUUGAAACAUAUCGAAAUCCAGGUGAGGAUAUCGAAUUAUGGCUGAUAUCACGAUUGAGUUGCGAACGAGCAGGAACACGUUUUAAUGUUCGUGGAGUCAAUGACGAUGGCGCCGUUGCAAAUUUUGUGGAAACAGAGCAGAUUGUUUUUCUUCCUGGACAAAGUAAUUAUUCAUCGUUUGUGAUUGUUCGUGGCUCAAUUCCACUUUUUUGGCAUCAACCACGCUUUCAAGUUGGCGCACAUCGUAUCACAAUCUCACGCAGUGAAGCAUUGAGUUUCAAAUCAUUUUUCGAGCAUUUCAAGCACCUCUAUCGCCAUCACGGCCGUGUUUUAAUCAUAAAUUUAAUUGAACAGCGCGAUGAUGAGAAGCGUGUUGGCGAAGAAUACCGAAAUCUCUUCGAACUCUUAGUUAAAACAUAUCAAUCGAAACAGAAGAAAGCGAAAGUGUCACUUGGUUAUCUCACCGAGAAAGACUUCGUCUGGUUCGACUAUCACGAGCAUGCUCGUCAGUUGAAAGGCUUAACACCUGAGCAAAUCAUUGAUCGAAUGUUAAUACAAAAUACUCAACACUCAAUUCGGUCUGAACUUCAACGACAAAGCAUAUUCACAUAUGUUGAUGGAGCAACAAAAAGUCUUCAACAAGGAGUUUUUCGUAUCAAUUGUAUCGAUUGCUUGGAUCGUACAAACAACGUGCAAUUAACGUUGGGCAUGGUCAUUUGUACCAUGCAAAUAGAAAGUUUACAGAAAAAAGUCGAUGUUAAUAAUCUAGUCAAUCAUUUAAAAGAAAUGUGGAUUAAUAACGGUGAUCACAUUAGUCGAAUUUAUACCGGAACUGGAGCCAUUGGACAAAGGAGUAAAGCCAAAGAUAUUCAACGUAGUUUCGGUCGAGCUAUACAAAACAGUUUACGCGAUGAUGAAAAACAACAGUCAAUUCAAACGCUGAUCUAUUCUUAUGCUAAAGAUUCAUAUUUACACGAACGCUCGGUUGCUGCUCUUGCAACUCCAUAUGUUAUUGCUGACGGGAUUAUUCUUAGUGAAAUGUUUCGCAUUCGAGAACGAUACACCAGAAAAGAGAAGAUUCGUAUUUCAUUGGGUACGUGGAAUAUCAAUGGAGAUAAAAAUCCCGCCCUAGACGAUGAAUAUCCAUCAAUUUUGGAUGCAUGGAUAUUAAAUGGGCCGGAUAAUUUAUCUGCAAAGGACCAAAACAUGACAAAUGGUGAUGUCAUUCAAACUAUUGGCUAUGCUAGUCCUGACUACAAGAAGACGAUGCCAGAUAUCUUAGCGAUCGGUUUUCAGGAAAUUUGCGAUUUAACGGCAUCAAAUAUGGUUUGGCAAAGUUCUGUUAACGCUACUCGUUGGGUUGAUAACGUCGAAGCUCAUUUCAAAAAAUCCUAUCCAAAUGAUGAGUAUAUCCUGUUGGGCAACGAUCAACUUGUUGGAGUAUGUUUAGCAAUUUUUAUUCGACGUGACCUGGCGCCAUUCGUCAAAAAUAUCGCGGUGGAUUCAGUUAAAACCGGAAUGGGCGGGAAAAUAGGGAACAAAGGAUGCGUUGCGAUUCGUCUUGUGCUGUACAAUACAUCGAUUUGUUUUGUAUGUGCGCAUUUUACUGCUGGACAAAGUCAAGUCACGGAGCGCAAUUCCGAUUAUAAAUCUAUUAUGGAGAAACUAUCGUUUCAACCACCUUCACGAGCUGUUUGGCACGAUCAUAUAUUUUUCCUGGGUGAUUUCAAUUAUCGCUUAACAAUUCCACGUGCACAAGUCGAACUCUUGAUGAAAAACAAUUCAUAUGAGCAAUUGCUCGAAUACGAUCAGUUGAAAAAAGAACAUGCAGAAGAACGAGUUUUCCGAGAGUUUGUAGAAGGUCCAAUUAACUUUCCUCCAACAUACAAAUAUGAUAUUGGAUCUGAUAAUUAUGAUACAAGCGAAAAAGCGCGUACACCAUCGUACACGGAUCGUAUUCUUUGGCGAAGUAUCUUUCCAAAUGUUCAAACAAAACAGUUAUAUUACGGUCGUGCCGAAGUUAAAACAUCGGACCAUCGUCCUGUCAGUGCAAUAUUCGACGUCGAAGUUGAGAUAUGUGAUGAGGCUAAAAUGUAUCAAGAGUUCGUCAAUGUCUACGAACGACUCAAACCAUCAAAUGCACAGCUGAUGUAUCAUUUGAAAAGUGAAACAAAUCUGCGAAGAAUUCAAUUGGUCGAAGAGUUUGACAUGUAUGUUAGAAGAAAGUACGGAUUGGAUGUAACCAUCGUCGAUCGAUUUUUUACAACACAUCAUAAACAAGUUCUAUUGAAUAUGUUUUUUGAAAAUGGCGAACAAGCACGUCAAGUUUUAGAACCGAAAACUGAUCAACUUUCAAACGGCUUGACUUUCAGUAAACAUUUAGUGACUUUGAAUGAAGAGUUUGCUUUGAAUCAGAAAAUCAACCUUCUUUUCUCUGAUGUCAACGAAACAAUGUACCCCGAAUCAACUGCUUACGAGCUCGGUUCAUACCAACAACCAUCGCGUGAUGCACUUUCAACCUUGCAAGAUGUGACCGUAGCUGGAGUUGCGCGCACUGUGUCUGAUUUGAUGAAAUCAAUCGCUGUGGAUCAUGCAUCUUCGAUGUCAACGAUAAAGAAAAAAUAUGGCCGCGUAUCAAUAAUUAGUUUCGAUCCCUCUAAAUUUGCUGGGAUUGCCGACGGAGGUGAAUCAAUCAGUACUACAACAGCAACAAAAGAUGAACAACGAGAACCUGAACAUGACAUACAAGCAUUGGAGGCUAUUCGAGAUGCUCAACGCGCUUACGAACAACGGCGGCGCACGUAUGGCGACAUUUUUGAAAACGUGUCAGAUUCGGAUUCUGACGAAAUCAAAGAUCACGAUGAGAAAAAAGAUUCGAAAUCAUCACAUAGUGAUAGCGAUGCACCAACAUCAACGGAUUCGGAUUCACCAUAUGGUUCCGACUCCGAAUCCAGUUCAUCCUAUGAUGAAUACUAUGCUAAAAGGCAAAUACCUAAGAAAAAAGUCCAUCGACACUAUAAAGGUCCAUUGAAAUCGUAUAUCGAGGAACGGAUUGGUAAUUGGCCGAAAUAUCGCUACAAGAAAUACAAACGGCACAACAUGAAAAAGCAGGGUAUACAAAUUAAUUAUGGUAACAUUCAUACGAAAGAAAUCAAGCACUCGUUGAAAGAAGAAAAACACGAGAGAAAAAAAGAAGACAGUCGUCCAGUAACAGUGACGAACAUGAUGGAAGACGUGGUGAAGCAAACGCCUUUUCUUUCUCUGGAUCCAACACACCCAAUCGUACCGACAGACCUAAACAAGAACUUGGCUCUAUCUCGAAAUUCGUCAGAAAAUGAUGCAGAUCACACAAAACCAACGUCAACGUUUGAAAAAAUGAAACAAAAAAUCAAGAAAUCAUUCAAACGAAAACAUAAAGUGUCUGCUCAACAUGCCACGGAUGACGAAGAACAAAUGGCAGCAAACAGCGAAGCUGCUAGUUAUACUAGCGCCGUUGCUGAUGAAGAAUCGAUUUUAGCCGGCGCAGCGGACACCGAUGAAAAUCAACGGGAAUACAAUGUUGGCGAACUGAUUUCAUUUGCAUCAUUUGAUUAUCCGACUGAGCCGAGUUGUCAAGGUCAAACGGCGAAUAUAUCGUCAAAUAACGAUUGUUUUGAUCCGUUUAAUCUCUAUGGGACAUCGUCAACGGCUAACAAUGCGGAAAUGAAUAACAAUGAGAAUUGGGCUGAUUUUGACCAUUAUUCAACGGCUACAAGUUCCUCAUUCCAUGUUGAUCCAUUUGCAUCGACUUCACAACCGAUACGAGAUACACAUUCGCCCUUGAACAUGUUCUCAUCAACGUUUGCAAAUAACAAUCUCUUCGCUCAGACACAACCUCAGCUAAUUCCUGCUCGGGUGCCUUUGCCAACGCCUUCUGCUAUUUCGGCAUUGCAAAACUUGAAUUUAAAUCCAGCAGCGAAGAAAACAGAUUUACUUACCGAUCUGCUAGAUUUUACUGUACCACCUCCACCGGAAAGUCCCAAAUUCGAUCCAUACGCUUAA